This is a messenger RNA of Cloeon dipterum, 861 nucleotides long. RefSeq names its product adenylate kinase isoenzyme 6 (gene Ak6). NCBI's taxonomy places the organism in Eukaryota, Metazoa, Arthropoda, Insecta, Ephemeroptera, Baetidae. The record is from RefSeq and is a predicted model, not a curated record. Bases 130 to 666 code for a protein of 178 amino acids. Gene Ontology annotation, cellular component: cytoplasm; nucleus. The transcript is spliced from 5 exons. Gene Ontology annotation, molecular function: ATP hydrolysis activity; AMP kinase activity; ATP binding.
GCACCAUGCGACAAGCUAGCUGAAUCCUGCUCAUCACACAACUCACGUUUUGUGCGCUAAUCUUAAUUUUUUUCUAUUUUCGCCGAAUUCAUAAGUCGUCCUAAGUAAGCACCUGGCCUUACAAAGUCUAUGGAAAUGCCUUCUGGAAAGAGAUCGAAGCCCAACAUAAUGGUAACCGGCACACCAGGGGUUGGGAAAUCGUCUCUGUGCGAACAGCUUGCAGAAAAAACUGGCUUCGAGUGGAUCAAGGUCGGAAAGUUCGCCGAAGAAAAUGAUUGCCUGGACGAGUUUGAUGAAGAGUACAGAUGCCCAGUGCUCAAUGAAGACAGGUUGAUCGACGAACUGGAAGAAACGAUGUCAGGAGGUGGCGUUAUUGUCGACUACCACGGCUGUGAUUUUUUCCCAGAGAGGUGGUUUGACAUAGUGUUUGUGCUCAGGACGGACAAUACAAAACUAUUUGACCGACUGCGGCAGAGAGGGUACAACGGCAAGAAACUGGAGGACAACAUCCAGUGCGAAAUUUUCCAAACAAUUCUGGAGGAGGCGAAGGAAUCAUAUGCUGAGGAAAUCGUGCAUGAGCUGCCGAGCAAUAGCCCUGAGGAUAUGGAAUCAAAUGUUGAAAGGAUCUGCUCUUGGGUUGACCUUUUUGUACAAAACAACGCAUAGAUAAUAUUAUAUAUCUGUUUCUUUAUUCAUGUACAUUACAUAUUAAGUCAAAUUAAAUUAAGUUACAUGAACAAUGGCAAAAAGUGAACAAGCAGGAACUGCAUAACCGACCGAAACAAUAAAUUGUAACGACGUUGUCACGUGCCGCAAUUGUUAUUGUUAUUGAACUUGAUUAAAAUUAAUAAUUAUAAACCA